AUGGCGUACUUUUGGAAAAUGCCUUUGACGCAAGAUGAGUUACAAGAAGGACAAUCUGAGGACCAAGUGUCUUACUCUAUGUAUCAUUUUAAUCCUGAUAGCCAGGUCAGUCUAGGACUUAACCAAAUAGUUGGUGAAGGCAGCAGUGAAAUACCCUUUUAUGAUCCAGCAUAUUCACAUGACCCCGAAGAAAAUGAGUUUUUCUUGGAUGCAGCAGAAGAACAUUUAUACAGAAUAAAUCCACCUCAAAUUCCUCAUAGGGAUCUUUACUUUGGAAGCCCCACCUCUCACUGGCAGCAAGUCAGGGUGCCACCAACAAUUGGCUUCAGACCUUCUUUGCUAUCCGGAUGUAGUGACCUCUCUGAGAAUUCCUACCCCACAUACCCCAUUGGAACACUUUAUGACUAUGGUCCAUAUGGAAGAAAUAACUUGAGUCCAACUGCAGAUGAAUUUGGGUCAGAUGUGGAGAAAGAGAAUAAAAAUCUGAAUGUCUGUAUAGGCUUUGAACAUAUAGAUUAUCAAUAUCCCGUUUUCUCAGACAACAAUGCAAGCGGACAAGGAAUGAAAGAUACAAGGAGAAAUGACAGUAAAUCUUUCCUUGUGAGCACUGGGGAAACAUACUUAACAAACCCUCCUAGAGAAUUGACCACAGGACCUGUCUGGCCCAGCAUCUCUGCAAACAGCUCUGCAGACAGCACAGAGCUUGCAGGUUGGUCUAUCCAGCUGGUUGAAGCAGAUCAAGGAAGUAAUGAAAGUACUGCCUCCUUUUGCAAUGGAGUGCAGAAAAUCAGAGACGCAUAUCCUGCUUUUGAUUUGACGACAAAUACUGGGAAGAUUUGGAGUGUCACAACAACAUUAUCAGAUGAGAUCCUUUGUAAAUCAAAAUUCAAAGUUAGCAUUUUGACAACCUGUUCAUCUCCUCCACUGCAUCUUACACCAUGUGCUAGCUGUAUUGUCCGUAACUUAGUUGUCGAGAUUCUCCAUUGCACAAAUCAAUAUCCAGCCCAGGAAGAGUGUUUUCUAAGUGUUUAUGGGUCUGAUGAAUUUUUGCAAAAUGAUUAUGCUUUGGGCAGUCAUGAGAGUCUUCGCAAGGCAACCGCCUCCAUUCAGCUUCGUCUACAGAAAGGCAACAGCUAUCAGCAAAGUUUGGCUAGAACGCUUGAAGAUGACCAAAGUCAGUUUAAUGUGAACCAGCUGCUACAAUAUACAUAUAUUUGGAAGGUGUCCAGGAAGAACCUUGUUACAUUUAUUAUGAAAUAUGGAGGUCAAGUGGAAUAUCUAUUGCAAAAUGAGCAUAAAGUGGAUAAAGUGAUUGAAGAAGCUAAAGCAAUCUGCAGCGUUCUCUGUUCUGUGGAAACCAGGGCUAUUACUGAUGCAGUCAAGAAACUCCAUUCAGUGCCACUGGGAAAAACACAGCUCACGCAAGCACCUGUUUUGGUGUACGCUGAUCUCACCCAGCCAUAUGAACUUCAUGUUGAUGCAAGCUACACCGGUUUAGGCGCUGUCCUUUAUCAAGAGCGUGAGGGCAAACUCCGACCGGUAGCGUUUGCAAGUCGGGGUCUCACACUGCCUGAGAGAAACUACCCUGCUCAUCAAGUGGAGUUCCUGGCAUUGAAAUGGGCCAUCACAGAGAGGUUCCAUGACUACCUCUAUGGGGCCAAGUUCACUGUAAAAACCGAUAAUAACCCUUUGACAUACAUCAAGACAACAGCAAAAUUAUCCGUAGCAGGGCACCGGUGGUUAGCGGCACUCUCUGCCUAUGAUUUCACUCUGCAGUAUCGACUCAGUCGAACAAACAUGGAUGCAGAUGCCUUGUCUCAGCAGCCUCACUCUAAGGAUUUAUUACCCAAUGAUCAAAUGAAUGUGGAGACCCCUGAAUUGAGAGCUUUAUGCCAACGGAAUUCACUUCAAAAUGUAGAAACUCCAGUCAGAGUCUUGAUAGAGAAUGCUGUGACAGAGCUGUCUGCAGCCAUCUCCCAUCUCAUCCAUGUUUUCAGCAGCAGCUUUCACACAGAUUUUCAGCCUGCAAAAAUACUUAGAAGCCCUUCAUGUGCAGAUGUCGACCUAGAUCCCCACUUUAGCUUCACUGUUUAUGCAGCCCACAACAUCCCAGCAGCCUGGCUGAAAAGCUACAAACUCUUCUCUUUUUCCUGUUCUUUAACUUAUGCUGGGAAGAAAAUAUGUCAAGUGAAGAACUGCAAAAAUAUACCAGUUAAAAAGUCUUUUUUUUUCCUGGCAAACUGGAAUGAGAAAAUCAACUUUCCUCUACAAAUAAAAUCUCUUCCUAAUGAAACAAUAUUGAUAAUAAAACUAUUUGGCGUAAACUGUGUGUCUAAAAACACAGAAAUACUGGCUUGGACAUGUUCCCCCUUGUAUCAAAAACAAAAGUUCAUUCAUGGAACCGUGCUGCUUAGUAUGGCAUUGUACAGUGAGCCUCCAACAACCAUGAUAGCUCCGGGCAUUUGUGACACUAGUCUGCCAGCGCUAGUAACACUGCAGGUUGACUUUCCAGAAACUAAUUUGGAGUUUAUUAAACCUGAGCCUGAAGAGAAAAGAGAUGACCUUGAAGAGCCAGCUAAAGAGUGCUUGAAGCAUGUAGCAAGACUUUCACAGAAACAUUCUCUCUUGCUGUUGUUGGAGCAAGAGAGAAGAUUUUUAUGGUUUUAUCGUUCCUACUGCAAUAAUGAAAACUGUUCCCUUUCUUUGGUACUGGGCAGUGCCCCCAGUUGGGAUCGAAAGAGCAUAUCAGAAAUGUACAUGGUGUUGAGGGAAUGGAGCUUUUCUAACCCUUUGGAGGCACUUGGGCUUCUGACUUUCAGUUUUCCAGAUCAAGACAUUCGCAGAACUGCAGUCCAACAAAUGGAAAAUCUGUCAAAUGAUGAAUUGUUAGAAUACCUCCCACAGCUGGUUCAGGUGAUCAAGUUUGAGUGGAGUCUUGAAAGCCCUCUUGUGAAACUUCUGCUAUGCCGCUCUCUGCAGAGCAUCCAAAUAACUCAUCGACUUUACUGGCUGUUAAAGGAUGCACAGAAUGAAGCUCAUUUCAAAAGCUGGUAUCAGAAACUACUAGCUGCUGUCCAAUUCUGCGCAGGAAAAACCUUAAAUGAUGAGUUUUCUAAGGAGAGGAAACUUAUCAAAAUUCUGGGAGAUGUUGCUGAAAAAGUGAAGGCUGCCAGCGACCCCAAAAAACAGGAGGUGCUAAAGAUGGAAAUCAACAAACUUAAGCAGUUCUUCCAGGAGGUAAAUGUUUGCCGGCUUCCCCUGAAUCCUGCACUUGUUGUACGAGGCAUAGAUGAAGAUGCAUGUUCAUAUUUCACAUCCAAUGCUUUUCCAUUGAAAAUCUCCUUCAUCAAUACAGAGACACUGAGUAGAAACAUCAAUGUUAUUUUUAAGGUGGGAGAUGAUCUACGUCAGGAUAUGCUGGUUCUGCAGAUUAUUCGUGUGAUGGACAGAAUUUGGCUUCAGGAGGGACUUGAUAUGCAAAUGAUCAUUUAUAAGUGUUUAUCUACAGGAAAAGGCCAAGGACUAGUGCAGAUGGUGUCAGAUGCUACAACUCUAGCCAAGAUCCACAGGGAGUCUGGAUUGAUAGGACCAUUGAAGGAAAACACAAUUAAAAAAUGGUUCAGUCAUCAUCAUCCUUUGGAAUCAAGUUACCAAGAGGCAAUAAAGAAUUUCUUUCAUUCCUGUGCUGGCUGGUGCGUUGUUACCUUCAUUCUGGGAGUCUGUGACCGACACAAUGACAACAUCAUGCUGACAAACACUGGCCACAUGUUCCAUAUAGAUUUUGGAAAGAUUUUAGGUCAUGCACAAAAAUUUGGAAGCAUAAAAAGGGACCGAGCACCUUUUAUCUUCACUUCAGAGAUGGAGUAUUUCAUCACAGAAGGUGGAAAAACCCCACAGCGCUUCCAAGAGUUUGUGGAACUUUGCUGUCGAGCGUAUAAUAUAGUCAGGAAACACAGCCAAUUGCUCUUGAACCUGCUGGAGAUGAUGCUGCAUGCAGGGUUGCCUGAGCUGAACAGCGUCCAGGAUUUGAAGUAUGUGUAUGAUAACCUUCGUCCACAUGACUCAGACCUCCAAGCCACGAGCCACUUUACCAGGAAAAUAAAGGAAAGUUUAGAGUGCUUCCCUGUCAAACUCAAUAACCUGAUCCAUACGCUCGCACAAAUGUUAGCCACAGGCUUUGCCAAGUCUACAGCUUCACAGAGUGUUCCUCGGGAAUCCAACAUGCUGGAUGCAGAGAGGUCAAUUGCCCGAGCAACCAUUUUAGGGUUCAGCAAAAAGCCUGACUCUCUAUAUUUAGUCCAGGUGGUGCAAACCUGCCAGGUGGUCACCUUUGUGGAAAAAUCAUUCGAACAAUUUUCAAAACUUCACAGCCAUCUACAGAAGCAAUUUCCAUCACAUACCCUCCCGGAGUUUCCGCACUGGUGGCAUUUACCUUUUACAGAUCUUGAACACAAAAGAAUGAAAGACUUAAAUCUCUAUGUGAAGCAGUUAUUGAAUGGAUCCAGCAGCCUGUCUAAUAAUGAGCAUGUCCUCAGCUUUUUCCUCGAUGGGUCCAAAACCGACUGGCCGGAAGAAUCUGUACUUGUUAGCCUAGGUCCUAAAUCUACUGAACAGAAACCUGGAGUGCAGUUAGUCAUAUCUUAUGAGCGCACCCACCUGACAAUAUUGUUGAAACAUAUGAGGAAUAUUCAUCUCCCAGAUGGCUCUGCCCCAACUGCACAUGCUGAAUUUUAUCUUUUACCAGAUCCUGAUGAAGUCAGCAGAAGGAAAACGAAAGCAGUUCCAAAAAGCACUGACCCUACUUAUAAUGAAAUUGUAGUAUACGACGCAGUCACGGAGCUCCAAGGACGUGUGUUACAGCUUAUUGUGAAAAGCAAAGGAACAUUUGUGGGAGCUAUCAACAUUCAACUGAACAGUGUCCCAUUAAAUGAAGAAAAGUGGUACCCAUUAGGGAACAGUAUAAUUUGA
Messenger RNA from Terrapene triunguis (Three-toed box turtle), 4968 nucleotides. RefSeq names its product phosphatidylinositol-4-phosphate 3-kinase catalytic subunit type 2 gamma (gene PIK3C2G). Gene Ontology annotation, cellular component: phosphatidylinositol 3-kinase complex; cytoplasm; plasma membrane. Gene Ontology annotation, molecular function: 1-phosphatidylinositol-3-kinase activity; 1-phosphatidylinositol-4-phosphate 3-kinase activity; phosphatidylinositol binding. NCBI's taxonomy places the organism in Eukaryota, Metazoa, Chordata, Testudines, Emydidae. Bases 1 to 4968 code for a protein of 1655 amino acids. The record is from RefSeq and is a predicted model, not a curated record. Gene Ontology annotation, biological process: phosphatidylinositol-mediated signaling; phosphatidylinositol 3-kinase/protein kinase B signal transduction; cell migration. The transcript has 33 exons.